GAUGCUCUCGUGCUUUGAUCAUGCAGCCGGUGACUCUCUCGGUGCUCUUCUUACUGCAGCUCGUGUGUGUGUCGCGCGCGCAGUUCCCGCGACCAUGCGCGACCGCCGAGGCGCUCCAGACUAAAACGUGCUGUCCCGUGUGGCCCGGUGAUGGCUCCGUGUGCGGCGUGAGCUCCGGCCGAGGCUUCUGCCAAGACGUGUCGGUGCCCGAUCUGCCGAAUGGACCUCAGUUCCCGCACAGCGACGUAGACGACCGCGAACGGUGGCCGCUCGUUUUUUACAACCGCACGUGCCAAUGCGCGGGCAACUUCAUGGGAUACAACUGCGGCGAGUGCAAAUUCGGCUACUUCGGUGCCAACUGCGCGGAAAGGCGCGAGAGCGUUCGGCGGAACAUCUUCCAGUUGUCAGUGACGGACCGGCAGCGCUUCAUUUCGUACCUCAACUUGGCCAAAAACACCAUCAGCCCCGACUACGUGAUCGUGACCGGCACGCGCGCGCAGAUGAUCGACAGCGCGAAUCCGAUGUUCGCCGACAUCAGUGUGUACGACCUGUUCGUGUGGAUGCACUACUACGUGUCGCGCGACGCGCUCCUCGGCGGUCCCGGCAACGUGUGGUCAGACGUUGACUUUGCGCACGAGGCUGCCGCCUUCCUGCCGUGGCACCGCGUCUUCCUGCUCUUCUGGGAGCACGAGAUCCGCAAACUCACCGGUGACUUCAACUUCACCAUCCCGUACUGGGACUGGAGGGACGCGAGCGACUGCCAGGUGUGCACGGACGAGCUGAUGGGCGCGCGCAGCCCGCUGGACCCGAACCUCAUCAGCCCCGCCUCGGUCUUCUCCUCCUGGAAGGUGAUCUGCACUCAUCCAGAGGAGUACAACGCACGUGAGGUGCUGUGUGACGGUGCGCCAGAGGGUCCACUGCUCCGAAACCCUGGCAACCAUGACCCUAGCCGCGUUCCCCGGCUGCCUAGCAACACAGAUGUGGAGUUCGUCCUCUCGCUCACACAGUACGAGAGUGAGACGCUCGACAGGCGUGCCAACAUGAGCUUCAGGAACGUGCUGGAAGGUUUUGCGAGUCCAGAGACAGGUAUGGCAGUGUCAGGUCAGAGCACGAUGCACAACGCACUACACAUCUUCAUGAACGGCUCAAUGUCAUCAGUGCCCGCAUCAGCCAAUGACCCAAUAUUCCUUCUGCACCAUGCUUUUAUAGACAGCAUCUUUGAGCGAUGGCUACGCCUUCACCGCCCUCCGCGCAGCAUCUACCCAGAAUCCAAUGCUCCAGUCGGCCAUAAUGGAGCCUACAACAUGGUGCCAUUUAUCCCUCUGUACAGAAACAUGGACUACUUCAUCUCCACAAAAGACCUGGGAUACGAGUACACAUACCUACUGGAUCCGACUCAGCGGCUUCUGCAGGAGUUUAUCACUCCUUAUUGGGAGCAUGUGCAGCAGAUUUGGCCCUGGCUGCUCGGGGCCGCAGUGUUCGGAGCCCUGUUUGCCGCGGUCAUCGCUGCGAUCAUCAGAAGGGUUGUGAAGGAGACACGUGGCCGGAGGAACAGGAAGAAUGGAUACGGAGAGAAACAACCACUACUGAAUAGCAGCGAGGAGGAGGACACCGCCUCGUAUCAGACCACACUCUGAACACACACACACACAUCAUUAGAAUAAAAACAUCAUGAUCUAUAUAUCUAUACAUUUAUAUAUAUAUACACACUGUACUUGUACUGUAUGAACACACAUGAACAUUUACACACACACACACACACACACACACAUCAUGGUACACAUACUGAAGUACUGUAUGAACACACACAACCAUUCACACAGACACACACACACACGGAUAACUCAACACACAUGAAAAAACACACAACACACACAUAUAACCAACAGACACACAUGGAAAAGUGAACACACACAAACACAUAUUUGGAUAACUCAACACCACACACACACACACAUGACUCAACACUCACACAUGGACAACUGAACAUACUCACAGACAAAAAAUAAAACACACACACACACACAACUCAACACUCACACAUGGAAAAGUGAUACAAUAUUCACAGACACAAAAAGUGAAAUAAGUGAAAACACACACACACACACACAGAUGAAUAAAUGAACACACAAAAACUAAACACACACACAUGGAUAAAUGAACACACAGAUGAAUAAAUGAACACAAAAAAACUAAACACACACACAUGGAUAAAUGAACACACAAAAACUAAACACAUACACACACAGAUGAAUAAAUGAACACACAAAAACUAAACACACACAGAUGAAUAAAUGAACACACAAAAACUAAACAAAUGAACACACAAAAACUAAACACACACAGAUGAAUAAAUGAACACACAAAAACACACACAACACUCACAUCUGGAAAGGUGACACAAUAUUCAGACACAAAAAGUAAAAUAACUGAAAACACACAAAGUCAGAUGAACACACACAAAUAAGUAAACACAACACACACUGUCAGACCCAAAGACUGCACUGUACAUGAAUCUAAAUGCUUAUUAUGUGAAUAAAAUAAACAUGUUCUUUGUUAAUAAAACACCAAAACUGUUUAUAUACUGAUUAAAUAAAAUGCUCAUAAAAUUCACACACUGCAGUUCUGUAUCCACACACACACACACACACACACACACAACAAAUGUGGAUAAAUAUCCAUAUAAUAUAGCAUUACAAUGUCAUUAUGCAAAAUCAGCAAUAUCUCACACAGUAU
This is a messenger RNA of Hemibagrus wyckioides, 2736 nucleotides long. RefSeq names its product tyrosinase (gene tyr). The transcript has 5 exons. Lineage: Eukaryota; Metazoa; Chordata; Actinopteri; Siluriformes; Bagridae. The record is from RefSeq and is a predicted model, not a curated record. Bases 21 to 1637 code for a protein of 538 amino acids. Gene Ontology annotation, molecular function: tyrosinase activity. Gene Ontology annotation, biological process: pigmentation; melanin biosynthetic process.